Messenger RNA from Varanus komodoensis (Komodo dragon), 2665 nucleotides. RefSeq names its product protein O-linked mannose N-acetylglucosaminyltransferase 2 (beta 1,4-) (gene POMGNT2). Gene Ontology annotation, cellular component: endoplasmic reticulum. Gene Ontology annotation, molecular function: protein O-acetylglucosaminyltransferase activity; protein binding. Lineage: Eukaryota; Metazoa; Chordata; Lepidosauria; Squamata; Varanidae. Gene Ontology annotation, biological process: protein O-linked glycosylation via mannose. The record is from RefSeq and is a predicted model, not a curated record. Bases 437 to 2173 code for a protein of 578 amino acids. The transcript has 3 exons.
UACCGGUGGAGGACAUCUCGCCCCGCGAGUGCAGGCGGCGGCCGCGUUGCGCGAAGCAAAGUUGUGCGUUUCCACCAGUGGGCGGAGACCAGGCUGCUGCUAAAACGGCGGCCGGGGCUGAGCAGCCGCGACGGCGGCGGCGGCAGCACGGCAAGAACUGCUGCAGUGUCCUAGGAACCGGCGGCGGCAACAUCCCCCGGAUCAUCGACCGCAGCACGAGGAUAGUGAGACCAGCAUUUAUCAACUGCCAUAGUGAGAUAGUACAAGGAAUAUGGCAAGCUGAGUAUUGUGUUCCUGAAGAAGAAUAAGAAAAUCAACCUGUUUUUCGUUUUCAAACACUGGCAGGUCUUUCUUCCACCAUGUUGAAGAGGACUAAGGAUGUCUUCCUUUCCCUUUCCAUUUACCACCUGCCCUCUUGCUAGGAUCUGGGUCCAGAAUGAACAUAGCAGCCGUGUUUAAUGCCUUGCUAGUGUCUGUUCUUGCAGCUGUGCUGUGGAAAUACAUUAAGUUGCGUGAUCACGUCUUUGUGCUGGAAGAGGAGCUGGUCCUCACCCGCCAGUCCCAGGAACUCUCUCAGGUUCGCAUUGAUUACCAUGCUGCGCUUCAAGCCCUGGUGGAAGAUGGCACCAGGAUGGUGUGCACUGGCCGGAUGCACACUGACCGUAUCUGCCGUUUUGAGUCUCUCUGUUACUCCACGGAGGCUGAGGAGUUUGUCUUCUUCCACAGCAACUCCUCCAUUAUGCUUCCAAACCUGGGCUCCCGGCGAUUCCAGCCUGCCCUACUCGACCUCUCCUCUGUGGAGGACCACAACACGCAGUACUUCAACUUCGUUGAGCUGCCAGCUGCAGCACUGAAAUUUAUGCCAAAGCCUGUUUUUGUCCCUGAUGUGGCCCUCAUUGUGAAUAGGUUCAAUCCAGACAACUUGAUGCAUGUCUUUCAUGAUGACCUCCUCCCAAUCUUCUACACCAUGCAGCAGUUCCCAGAUUUGGACAUGGAGACCAGGCUGUUUUUCAUGGAAGGCUGGGGCGAAGGCCUUCACUUUGAGCUGUACCGACUACUGAGCAGCAAACAGCCUCUCCUGAAAGAGCAGCUUAAAACCCUUGGGCGGCUUCUUUGCUUUACCAAGUCCUAUGUGGGACUGUCCAAAAUUACAACAUGGUAUCAGUACGGCUUUGUUCAACCUCAGGGACCAAAGGCUAACAUCCUAGUCUCUGGCAAUGAGAUCCGGCAGUUCACCAGAUUCAUGAUGGGGAAGCUGAAUGUGAGCAUGGAAGGGGUACCCAGUGAGGAAUAUAUUGUAGUAUUUAGUCGAACCAUAAACAGAUUAAUUCUAAAUGAGGCAGAGCUUAUAUUGGCACUUGCCCAAGAGUUCCAGAUGAAAACCAUCACAGUUUCCAUUGAAGACCAUACAUUCUCUGAUAUUGUCCGCUUGAUCAGCAAUGCGUCCAUGCUUGUCAGCAUGCAUGGAGCCCAACUAGUGAUGUCUCUCUUCCUGCCAAGAGGAGCUACUGUGGUGGAGCUUUUCCCCUACGCCAUAAACCCUGAGCAUUACACACCUUAUAAAACAUUGUCUACCCUUCCUGGCAUGGACCUUCAGUACAUUGCCUGGCAGAACACUGAGAAGGAGAACAGUGUAACCCACGCAGACAGGCCCUGGGAUCAAGGAGGAAUUGCUCACUUGGACAAGGCAGAACAAGACCGCAUCACAAAAAGCAGGGAAGUUCCCCGGCAUCUCUGUUGCCGGAACCCAGAGUGGCUUUUCCGUAUCUAUCAGGACACAAAAAUCAACACUGCUUCCCUUAUCCAGACAAUCAGACAGACAGUGAAAACAAAGCCUGGGCCAAAGAGGCAAAAGUGGACUCAAGGUCUCUACCCAGGCAAAGUCCGCGAUGCUAAAUGCCAAGCCUCUGUCCAGGGUACCAGUGAAGCUAAACUCUCUGUGUCUUGGCAGAUACCUUGGAACCUUAAAUACCUGAAGGUCAGGGAAGUGAGAUAUGAGGUGUGGAUCCAGGAGCAAGGGGAAAACACGUACAUGCCUUACAUCUUGUCCCAUCAGAAUCAUACCUUUUCAGACAACAUCAAGCCUUUCACGAACUACCUGGUGUGGAUUCGCUGCAUUUUCAACAAAAAUCUCCUUGGGCCCUUUGCGGAUGUGCUGUUGUGCAGUACGUAAUGGCUGCAUUGUGCCGUACUAACUCUUGCAGCACGUGGCUUUCAGCAAAACAAGCCAGGCCCCAUCGUCCUGUAGCUUUCUAGAGGGCUGAGAAGGACUUCCAAACCAUGCUAGUGCCUACAUGUCCAUUUGACUGCGUCCAGUGUGUCUGUGUUGACAGCAUUAUUUUCAGUUGGUGUGUGAACUCCUCUUGGCCCUUGAAAGAUGCCUGUCGGCCUGAGGCUACAAGUGUGAAAUCAGAAUGGAAAAUAACUGUUGUACCUUGCUAGUUCUAUGAAUCUCUCUUGUGCAGUGAAUGUUUUAAACCCAGCUUUAUAUGGGAUUGGAUUAUGUCACUGGGUAGGCAAUCUUUUUUUGUAUUCUACAUCCUUUGACAUUUUAUUUAUUUAUUUAUUUAUGGCUUCCCAGAAAUCUGUAUCCCAGAGCAAACUAUUUGGUACCGGAGUAUCCAUUAAAUUGAUCAAAACCAAUUGAAGUGCUUUCUUUCUUUGA